AUGCCUUUCACGGCAGAAGAAGCGAGUUUGUUCCAUUUUGAUGGAGAAACAUUCGAUUUCAAUCUCCGGUUCGAGCAUCUUUUCUUCUCCAUCCUUCCCUCGGCCCUGUUCAUCCCGACUUCGCUAUGGCGCACUCUUUGCCAGGCGCGGAAGCCUACUGUGGUGGACGCCCGGGGCUUCCAAUUAGCGAAACUGAGUGCGAUUGUGAUCUAUGCCGGGCUGGAGCUGACACUUCUCGUCCUGGCCGCCGCCAAAACCAUCCCUACAAAUAGCAUGUUCAUCGCCUCUUCUGUCCUUAAUCUAAUGUCUGCAUUCUGCAUGGUCUCUCUAAGUCUUCUAGACCAUAGCCGCAGCCCACGGCCAUCCUUUCUUUUGAACAGCUACUUGCUACUCACGCUCAUUUUCGAUAUAGCGCAGACAAGGACCCUGUUUUUGUCAUCUGUUGGCAAGCCUGAGCUGACAUACAGCAGCAUAUUCUGUGCAGCCAUCGCGCUCAAAGCGGGAGUCUUGCUCUUGGAGGCUUACCAGAAGACUAGAUGGGUUACUUGGGACGCGAAGAAACACAGUCCGGAGGAGACUAGUGGAGUUUUCUCCCUGGGUGUUUUCUUCUGGCUGAAUAGACUGUUUCUGUUGGGAUAUAAAACUGUCCUUAAGAGCGAAACUCUCUACCCUCUUGACAGCUCCUUUAAUUCCGAAGCCCUUCAUGAGCAGUUCGUAAAUAAUGUGGAUUACUCCAAGCUCAAAGGCGACAAAUUCGGUCUUCUCAAGGUGUUGAUACGCACAUUGAAACUGCAACUUAUCAUUCCAAUUGUGCCUAGGCUUGCACUGGUUGGGUUCACCUUCUGCCAGCCCCUUUUCAUCGAGAGGCUGUUAGUAUAUCUCUCCCAGCCGGAAGCUGACCCAAAUAUCGGUUAUGGCCUUAUCAGCGCCAGCGUAUUCAUCUACUCUGGGAUGGCGAUUUCCUGGGCGUUGUGCUGGUACUAUCAGCAUCGAUUACGUACUAUGGUACAGUCGAUCCUUGUUGCAGAGACCUUUGCAGGCGCCACAAGAUCUCGUCUCGGAUCGAACGGCGAUGGUGCUGCUCUGACCCUAAUGAGCACGGACAUGGAGCGCAUCAAAUCGGGAAUCCGUGAUGUGCACGAGAUAUGGGCGAGUAUCAUCCAAGUGGGUCUUGCAGCUUGGAUGUUGUUCCAGCGGCUUGGUGUCGCCUUCGUCGCAUCCAUAGGGGUAGUUAUAGCCUGUUCCACCGGGUUAGGGAUCCUAGUCAACUUCACUGGUGAUUCGCAACGAGCAUGGAUGUCUGGCGUGCAGAAACGGGUUGGCCUAACAGCCACCGCAAUCGGUGGUAUGAAAUCGCUGAAGAUCGCUGGCCUGUCCACGGCUGUGAGCGAUUACAUCCAGCAGCUCCGCAUCGACGAGCUCGCAGCUGGUGCUCGUUUCCGCAAGAUAUCCAUCAUUGCAGCCGUCUUUGCGUGGUUGCCUCAGAUUAUCAGUCCUCCGUUGACUUUUGCAGUUACUCGUCACACACUUGAUGCGUCGACCAUGUUCACCAGCCUGUCAUUCUUGUCGCUACUGUCGAGCCCCCUCUCUCGGGUUUUCCAGUCCAUUUUUGAUCUUAUUUCCGCACUGGCCUGUUUAGGCCGGAUCCAAGCCUUUUUGGAGGGCGAUUGCCAUCAUGACUUCCGCCAGAAUCUGGCUGAGCAGUGGCGGGAUGCAGAAAAGCGACAUGACCCUGAGAGCGCUCCUCAUCCCUCAGACUCCAUUGCCAUCAUAAACGCAAGCUUUGGCUGGAAGCAAGACAAGACUGUCUUGCAGAAAAUCAGCACUCAAAUUCCUCGCGCAUCACUUACAAUGGUCAUCGGACCAGUGGGCUCGGGCAAAUCAACAUUAUGCAAGGCCCUUUUAGGCGAGAUCCCAUUCAGCGAUGGAAGUGUAACCAUGAAUACUCAGCUCAGGCAUGUUGGCUUCUGCGAGCAGACGCCCUUUCUUUGGAAUGGAACAAUCAGGGAUAAUAUCGUUGGAUAUUCUCAAUUUGACACCCGGCGAUAUACCGACGUCAUCAAGGCGACUGCACUGAGUGUCGACCUGGCGACGCUGCCACAAGGCGAUGCAACAAAUAUCGGCUCUGACGGGGUCGCUCUCUCAGGGGGGCAGAAGCAACGGGUGUCUCUCGCGCGAGCACUCUAUCUGGAUUCGGAUCUGUUGAUAUUAGAUGAUGUUUUUAGCGGCCUGGAUGCCGAUACGGAGGAGCAAGUAUUUCAGGAUGUUUUUGGCAAUGAUGGUCUGCUUCGAAGUCGCAAAUCAACGGUGGUGAUAUGCACACAUAGUGUCAGGCACCUUCCAGCGGCAGACUAUAUUAUCGCCCUCAAUGACGGCCGUAUCGUCGAACAAGGCUCUUUUAACAGCUUAUCUACCCGUCCAGGGUAUGUCCAGCGAUUGGGAUUCAAGACUGGUUUGGAAACUACCACCAACGCGGCGUCUAGUCCCAAGCGGAAACCUGCAAGUACGGCAUCGAAGGGCGGCACAUCAUUACCUGUUACACAGGGCCCAGAGGUAGACGCAGUGCGUCAAGUCGGUGAUGCUUCUGUUUACAGGCAUUAUAUCAAGAGCAUGGGAUGGUUCGUCGCAGGGUGUGGUUUGCUCUUCGCAGCGCUAUGGGGCCUCUUUACCAAUUUCCCUACAAUAUGGCUCACGUACUGGAGCGACGCAGGCACCUCCGGAUACCAGUCGCACUCGCACGCUUACUAUGCAGGGAUUUAUGCGCUGCUCCAAGUCUCAGCCAUUAUUGCUCUGCUCCUACUUGGCAUAGCGCUCUUCAUCGUAUCUGUCAAGAAGGCAGGUGCCAAGCUGCAUAAGCAAGUCCUGCAAACCUUGAUGAAGGCACCCUUGUCGUUCCUUACCAAGACUGAUACCGGCGUUGUGACAAAUUUGUUCUCUCAGGACCUGAAUCUAAUUGACACUGAAUUACCCGACGCGACAUUGAAUACGCUAUUUUGCACAUUUCAAUGCCUCGGGCAAGCGGCUGUGAUGCUCACAUCGUCACUGUAUUUGGCUAUCAGUUAUCCCAUUCUCGGUGGACUGCUCUACGGCGUGCAAAAAUUCUACUUGAGGACCUCCCGCCAGUUGAGACUGCUCGAUUUGGAGGCGAAGAGUCCAUUAUACACGCACUUCUUAGAUACUAUCAAAGGCAUCGCCACACUGAGAUCAUUUGGUUUCCUCACUGACGACAUCCACAAAAAUGCGCAAUUAAUCGACUCGAGUCAACGUCCGGCCUAUCUUCUCCUCAUGGUCCAGGAGUGGCUGAACCUAGUUCUUAACCUCGUAGUGAUGAUAAUAGCAGCUGUGUUGACCACUCUGGCCGUGUGCAUGAGAUCCAACUCUGCCUUUGCCGGUGCAUCCCUAUUCUCCUUGAUGAGUUUCGGUAGCAAUCUAUCCGGGAUUGUCAUAUACUACACGAAGUUGGAAACUUCCAUAGGUGCAAUUGCGCGGCUGAAGACGUUUAAUGAGACAGUGGCUCCAGAGGACCAGGACAAUGAGGAUAUUGUUCCGGAUGAAAACUGGCCGGAGUGCGGGAUGGUCGAGUUGAAGGGGGCAUCUGCACGAUAUGGACCAAAGAGCGACGACAAUAAUACCGAAAGCGAAAUCCCACUGGCCCUAGACAAUAUUACCCUCACAAUCCAACCGGGCGAAAAAGUCGCCAUUUGCGGACGCACAGGCAGCGGCAAAUCAAGCCUCCUCGCCCUUCUGCUCAAAAUCCUCGAUCCCCUGUCGACAGCAACAGGGGAAUCCCAAAUUUCCAUAGACAACACUCCAUUAGAUAGAAUCGACCGCAGGACCCUCCGCCAACGCCUCAUCGCCCUCCCACAAGACCCCGUAUUCUUGCCUGACGGGUCCACCUUCCGCACGAAUCUAGACCCCUCUCACGCUGCUACUGCCGCUGAGUGUCAAGCCGUGUUGGAAUCAAUCGGAUUAUGGGAUUUUGUCCAGGUGCGAGAUGGUCUCGAUGCGCCUUUUAACACGGGGACAUUCAGCGCUGGACAGAAACAGCUCUUUUCGUUGGGGAGGGCACUGUUGAGGAGGAUCAUUCGGGGUAGGUCUUCGUCUCAUCCAGGUGUUGGAAACGGAAAUGGAGGCAUUCUGCUCCUUGAUGAGGUAAGCUCGAGUGUAGACCGGGAAACCGAAAGAGUGAUGCAGAUGAUCAUCCAGGCGGAGUUUAAAGACUAUACUGUGAUUGCAGUCAGUCAUCGGCUGGAUAUGAUAAUGGAUUUCGAUAGAGUGGUCGUUAUGGAUCAGGGAUCAGUUGUGGAAGUUGGAAACCCGGAGACGCUGAAGGGCGUGCCUGGGUCGAGGUUUGGGGAGUUAGUUGGGGCUGCGAUCUAG
This is a messenger RNA of Aspergillus puulaauensis, 4380 nucleotides long. Its product is annotated as putative ABC multidrug transporter. Gene Ontology annotation, molecular function: ATP binding; ABC-type transporter activity; ATP hydrolysis activity. The record is from RefSeq and is a predicted model, not a curated record. Lineage: Eukaryota; Fungi; Ascomycota; Eurotiomycetes; Eurotiales; Aspergillaceae. Bases 1 to 4380 code for a protein of 1459 amino acids. The transcript has 7 exons. Gene Ontology annotation, biological process: transmembrane transport. Gene Ontology annotation, cellular component: membrane.